AUGCAGCGUUGUUCCUUCGCCGGGCUUCGCCGCAGGUUCUUGGUGGAAGGGCCUGACAAUGCAAGAGUACCCGGGUCCACUGGCAACGGGCCUGUCAAACCUGAUGUGCCUUCCCAUGAAGCUGCUGAAGAUGCUUCGCAUUCUUGGAGCACUUGCCAGCAGCCAACUGCAGCACCUGAAUACCCUCCGCCGCCUGCCUCAGCAACCGUGGAAGAGUGCAGACGUGCUAUCGCCGACCUCGGAAGCCGACUGCGCUUGCCUGCAGCAGAGGUGGCACGCUAUCGAACAGUGGCUGACCGCAUCAAGGGCGUGUUGCGGUCUACUUGGCGGACAGAGACGAUGGAGGCAGAGCAUGUGCUUUCGACCUCUAUCCCGUGCUUUGAUGACGGGCACGUGGUAGGCUCACUGUGCAACGGCACCGCCACGCACUUUGGCUCAGAUGUAGACAUCGUCUUGGAGUGGGGGAUCAAUUGGAUCCCAAACGACAUGCUGCAUGACCUUGCUGGAGUCGUGUUCGUUGUGAAAACUCUCGUUGCGAGAGUUGUUCUGCUACUGCGUGAAGUCGAAGACCUGAAGCUGCACAAGUUUAUCUUGCGGCUUGAUACGGAGCCGAGCCUUGAACUUGAUCCAACCUCUCGCCAUCAUUUCGACUUUGUCGAACUUCGGCGCAGAGCUGGUGCUGGUGUGUCUUUGUUCUGGAAGGAUAUCAAGGUGGACAUCUCCGUCGCGUUGAGGGUGUCUGAAGAACUCAUCGAGGAACUGUCCUCAAAAAGGUACCCCUAUCCAAUGUCAGAUCGUGUCAAGCCGAUUCUUCGCUACAUUUUGUCCAACAUCUUCUCUCCCUACGUCAUGAAGGAAAGCGCCAUGCUUGCUUUACGACCAUCACUUUUCCUACUCUCUCCAGAACAGGAUGCGAACGUAACGAUGGCAGAGCAUGUAAAAGAGGCGGUCGUGAUCCUGAAGCUAUGGCUAGCGUGCUUCCGUGAUGCUCAGCUUUGCUCAACCUUUAUGAUGAAGACCAUCACCCGAACGUUAGCAGCGGAAUCCUCGGAGUGUGUUGACGACCCAGCUGCAGUGGUUCUCCAGGUCCUCGAUUUUUUUGCGAAUCUGUGGAAGUGCGAGGAGGGCAAUUAUUGCGAGGAGUUCGAUGUAUCGCGAGGGUCGCGACAGCAGAUACCAGGACGCAAGGGGCCACUGGCAGUGGCACUCGAUAAUAAGGGACAGUCGCCGGAGUGCGAGCCUGUCCGUAUUCGAAGCAUCCUCCGGAAUAUGCAGGGCCGUCCUUGUAUGCUUGAAGUGCUCACUGUCUGGAAGGAGCUCAUGUUGGCUGCCCGCGCAACGCUUCUCAAAUUCAAGGAAGGCGUGCAACUUCUACACCUAGUUCGUAUACGCAACAAUUGUUUCACGGACGCUGAGUUGGAUCGCUUGGGUGUGGCGCGGUUGCGCAUUCCACCCGUGACUGCGGAAUUUGUGUUCUACACCUGGGGUGCGUGGGAUCGCUGGUCAGAAACACCAUCUUGGACCCGACUCUGGCGAUUGACGCACUUUCCUCCUGACAAGCGAAAACUGGAUGAGAAGGAAAAGUCAACUAAUAAAGGCGCACACGGCAAACUCUUGGAGAACAAUGCUGUCAGAUAUGACAGAACAUUUGAUAUCAAACUCAUGGCACGCCGUGCUCGGCGAGAUGAAGCGAUGGGCACAUGA
Molecule: messenger RNA, 1704 nt
Organism: Symbiodinium natans
Lineage: Eukaryota; Dinophyceae; Suessiales; Symbiodiniaceae
Source: the annotation of a GenBank genome assembly